CUCAUUCUCAGAUUAUUCUUCUUCUUCGAUGAGUCCCCAACUUCUGUCACCGCACAACUUCAGAGAUCUCUUCGAUUCCGUCGAAGCUUUUCUGUUCGACUGCGACGGUGUCAUUUGGAAGGGCGAUGAACUCAUCCACGGCGUUCCACAAACUCUCGACAUGCUUCGCUCCAACGGCAAGAAGCUCGUCUUCGUCACCAACAAUUCCUUGAAGUCGCGCGCUCAGUACGCCGAAAAGUUCCGAUCCUUGGGAAUUUCCGUUUCGCCGGAUGAGAUAUUCUCCUCGUCUUUUGCGGCUGCUAUGUACCUGAAAGUCAAUGAAUUCCCUUCACAAAACAAGGUUUAUGUAAUUGGUGGGGAGGGUAUACUGGAGGAGUUGCGGCUUGCUGGCUUUACAGCUUUUGGCGGUCCUGGCGAUGGAAAUAAAACAAUAGACCUGAAGCAGAACUGCUUUGUUGAACAUGAUAAGAGUGUUGGAGCUGUAGUGGUUGGUAUAGAUCCAAACAUUAAUUAUUACAAGCUUCAGUAUGGAACCCUUUGCAUACGUGAAAAUCCAGGAUGCCUCUUCAUUGCCACCAACCGUGAUGCAGUUGGACAUAUGACUGCUUCGCAAGAAUGGCCUGGUGCCGGGUGUAUGGUUGCUGCUAUAUGUGGAUCAACCCAGAAGGAGCCUGUUGUGGUGGGGAAACCGUCAACCUUUAUGAUGGAGUUUUUACUUAAGAAAUUCAACUUAAGUUGCUCUAAGAUGUGUAUGGUGGGUGAUAGACUAGAUACUGAUAUAUUGUUUGGGCAAAAUGCUGGUUGCAAAACACUUCUAGUUUUUUCAGGUUGCACAACUCAAUCAGUUCUACAAGACCCUUCAAAUAAUAUUCAGCCUGACUACUAUACAAGCAAAAUUUCUGAUAUGCUUGACUUAUCAGGAGCAUAAAUUGCUUCUUCCCAAUUUAGACAUUCUUGGGUGACCCAUUGAGAUUAUAGAACAAUGCUCUACAGAUUCACGCAUACUUCAUUGGACAUCUAUUUGAUUUGCACAAUCUAAUUAUUGCUGAUCUCAUCUGGAUUUCUAAUACUUCACUCUGGUGUGAGGUGAUGUGCACCAACCAUUAUUGGAGGCUGUAAUAGUUCUCCCGUGUAUCAGAAUCAUUACUGUUGUAAUGGUUUUAAAAUAGCACCUAGUUCACAUAAUUCAACUGUUCUCAAAUUUCGUUGCAGAAUUAAGUCUGUGUGUUUGGUACUCAA
Molecule: messenger RNA, 1239 nt
Organism: Cajanus cajan (pigeon pea)
Lineage: Eukaryota; Viridiplantae; Streptophyta; Magnoliopsida; Fabales; Fabaceae
Gene: PGLP2
Product: 2-phosphoglycolate phosphatase 2
Cellular component (GO): cytoplasm
Molecular function (GO): phosphatase activity
Source: RefSeq, a predicted model, not a curated record